Molecule: messenger RNA, 1753 nt
Organism: Styela clava
Lineage: Eukaryota; Metazoa; Chordata; Ascidiacea; Stolidobranchia; Styelidae
Source: RefSeq, a predicted model, not a curated record
UACGUUAUCAACGAAAACGGACACGUGUGAAUUCGGAGAAGAAAAUUGUAGACAGUAUGAAUUCUCUACGAUGGAGGAACUCAAGGAAAAACUCCUAAAUGACAAAGAGCUCGUUGAAUAUCUUACUAAACAACUUGAAAACAACAUGGAAGUUAACAUAAAUACUGCAGUCACUCAAGAUACUUCAGAAACUAACUUAAAGAAAAAUGGCUUCCACAAAGAAUAUAACGGUCUCUGGUAUAAGUACUUCGAGGAAAAAGAAAAAUUUGAUGUUGCGGUUUGCAAAUGUAAACAAUAUGAAGGCCGACUCAUCUCGACUGGAUACCGUGACUUCACUAUUCGAGAGCCGUUGCUUCAAACUACAGGUGGCGGGAACACAAAUUCAUUUUCCAGAUUCUGGAUUGGACUACGCAGAGACGACACAAAUACGAGUUUGUGGAAUUGGAGUGACGGUAUUCAAACAACCAAUACCGCAAAUAUAUGGAUGACAGGGGAACCAAACAAUGAUGGGGAUGGUGAAUUUUGUGGCAUGAAUAAACUCUCUGAAUCAGGCGAUGAAUCAGUUAACGACGCAUCGUGCAACGCGAAACUUGCAUAUUUCUGCGAAGUAGAAAUAAAGUAGGAUUGGUCAAAUAGAAGUACCUACAUCGGUGUCUGCAGUUCUUGGAACUGUUGAAUGAACAACAUUUGUCUCUCUGGCCUCUGUGACAAGAUAUAAGUCAAAUGUACUUUUAUUUUUCCUCUUUUUUUGUCCGAUUCCGUGUUGAUUUUAUUCCCCCAAAUGACUAUGACUCGGCAAGCAUGUUUUCUUGAACUUCUCCGGCUAUUUGACAAACUAUCUAGUUCAUUUCUGGACACUGGACAACCAGACGACAACGAGAUGAUGGAGAUGUCAUAAAAAAGGCGAAAACAAUUUUUCAAUUAGAUCUUAUCCCAUAGAAUUUUCAUUGUUGUUAUGUUGCAAACAAACUGUUUUAUUUGGAGUCAUUUAUAUGAAGUUCUGAGCCUCCGGCCCAGUAACCAAAUUCAUUAUCUGUAACUGGCCCACUCAUAAAAGUGAUUUCCCACCCCUGCUUCACAUCAAACUCAAAUCUACUUGGAGCCGCAACAUCUACUCUAAUGACAGAGGCAAUUAUAACUGUCAAAAAACCUCUUAUGAUGCAAUAAUAUAGUUUUUUACUAAAUUGAAGCAAAUGCAAUAAUUCAGUCAAUGACGAAAUAAAAAGAAUUUGUGGAAAGAAAAGUUUUGACAGACUUGAAUAACAACAAUGAGAACCAUUUCAACCCAGGUCACACUUCGGGGACCUCAGUGAUGUGUUUUUAGUGAGGUCUAUGGGUUUUAUGCCUCCGCCUUACAUUAUUGAAUCCUCACUGCUUCAAAAAAAUGCUGUAACCACUUUGAUUCACGGGAGCCAGAGCUUCAAGAACAAGAAUCGCUUCUAUAGAAUCACAUUUAAGGUUUUCUCUAAUUCGCUUUAGAGAAGCCUCCAACACUUUCAAACUGUCUUAUGCACUCAACAUCAAAACUACAAACGAAAAUCGUCAAAAGUGUAAACAUUUUUACCAGAAGAGAGAAUCUCGUAGUUAAUUAACAGUUAAAGACUUCAGAAGUUAUUUUCUAGCAGAGUAUUACAUUAGGAUAAUAGCUGUUAUCAAACUGUUGCAAUUCACUUUAAAAUAACACUACUGCGACGAAUCUUAUUUAUAGUAUUCUAUAUCGUACUUUAUGCUUCGAAUUUUUCAUAAAAUGUUG